This is a messenger RNA of Cydia splendana, 3040 nucleotides long. RefSeq names its product fibrous sheath CABYR-binding protein-like. NCBI's taxonomy places the organism in Eukaryota, Metazoa, Arthropoda, Insecta, Lepidoptera, Tortricidae. The record is from RefSeq and is a predicted model, not a curated record. The coding region runs from base 1 to 1446 and encodes 481 amino acids. The transcript has 3 exons.
AUGCAAGAGGAGGAGGAGGUGCCCGCCAAAGUACCCAAGACUGACGCAGAGAAAGACGUAAAGGAGACCGCCGAGGCGGCCAGCGCGGCCGUCGUUCCAGAAACUGAACAGAAGAUGGAGGUCGAGCCUCCCUCAGCCGACGCACCCGCCGCAGAGGAGCCCGUCAAGGUGGUCACCACCAUCGAGGAGAUCACCGACUCCAACGACGCCGGCGACGCGCCCAUGCUCGACGUCGAACCCGUAGUGGAGGAGGAGACCAAGACUGAAGAGAAACAGACUGAUAGCGAGGCCAAACCUGAAAAUGGCGAAUCUGAUGCGAAACCAAAGGAAGACGUGGAGAUGGAGAACGGGCAGGCCGCUCCCGUCGCCGAAGAGACCCCUCCCGUCUCCACACCCGUCAUCGAGGAGGUCACCCUCGAGAAGGAGGCGCUCGCUGACGUAGCCGAUGAUCCCGUGCCGGUCGUCGAGGAGCCCCCGGCGGCCGAGGCCAUGGAGGUCCUUCAAAAUGUCGGGGAGGUGCUCGACAAGGAGUGCGACGAGAUUCUCUCCAAAGUCCAGGACGUCACAAACUUAGAUAGUAUCCCCGUUAAACCCCUCCUGAACCCCAUCGCCGAGGAGACUAUGGAGACUGAAAAUACAGAUACGAACGAUAUUGUCGAUAGAAUACUAGAUACCGAGUUGGAGCUAGAAAUGGAACAAAACGAGAUUUUGAAUUCGGCGGCCGGCGAGGAUAGUGAGACUAAACCGAAAAAUGGUGUUAGCGAUGAGGCUGAUGUCAAACAGGCUAAUGGAGCAGAGGAUAAACUUGCCGACAAAAUUGUAGAAUCGGACAAGAAGGAGCAGAGUAGUUCUGUAGAAGUCGCGACAGAAGUAAAACCAGACGUGAGAUGUGUAGAAACACAGGUAGAACAUAAAGAGAUUGUGGAAACCGGAUCCGCAACAGAAAGCAAAGAGGCAGAGAAUGUAAAGGUGACCGAAAAAGAGGAAACGCCAGAGAAAACAGUCGAAGAAAGCAAAGUCGAGGAAAACAAAACAGAGUCUGAAACUAUCGACGAGAGUAAGCCUGUAGAGGAAAAACCGGUAGAAAGCUCACCCGCCGAACCCCAGCCCGCCGACAGUACGCCCGCCGAACAAAAGGAAAAAGAAACAAGCAAAACGGACGAAACGAGCAAACCGGACGAAGCUAGUGAACCACAAAUGAACGGCAAAGCGACAAACGGGGACGCGCCUAAAAUGAACGGAGACUCCGAAGACGCCAGCUCUAGACUUCCAGUCGUGAACGGGAAAGCGACAGAGAACGGAGAGAAUGGGGCUAACGGGGACUCCAUGGACGCCUCGCAGGGGCAGGGCGACAGCGCCGUGGAGGAGGCCGCCGCCGACAUCAAGCUCAAGGCCGCGCCGCCCGUCGAGCCCGCACAGACCAUCGAACAGCCCACGGAAGCAUAAAGCUGACACGAGGAUGGCGAGCGGAUUUGCAGGGCUUCGUAAAGUGUAUGGUCCACAUCGGAAUGACAAGACUGAGGUUGCUUCCACGCUGAACGGCAUCACUUCCUAGUUUAUACGUGUAUUAAAAUUUUACUGUGUACUACGCGGCGGCCGCCUGUGCCUGCUAUCCGUGUGAACUAAUUUAAUCUAACUACACGCACACAUUUUAGGCGUCUUUGACAUGUUAACCCUUUACCAGGCUGAUAGUUCAAAAAUGACACUCGAAUAUUCGAAUGUCAGCUAAUCGAAAAUAGAACACGAUGUUUUAAGGGCCGUAUGUGGGAAAUAUAUAUCCCUUAGCCUGGUAAAGGGUUAAUGGUAUAUGAAAAUGUCAUUAUUGAUAUAAGAAAUACAGAAUAUUCAGAUAUGCUCAGCUUACAUUUCCUUUUUGACUGAAUCUCAUUAGAAAUUAAUUCAUAUACAACGCACAUUUGUGUCCUGGAGGUGCCAAAUAAAUCCUCAAACUACAACGAUGUUUCGUUAAGCAUGUCUGAAUGUUCCGUCCGCUUGCACAUUCCUUCGUACGCUAUAUCUAAUUGUGAUGUGUUAUCCGGGCAGGAGGCACGGACCGCCUCCGUUUCUUGUAUGUGACUAAGAUAAUUAUUCAUAAGUAUUAACUGUAUUGUGAUUCUUAAGUCAUACUUAUUGAAUUUCCUAAAUUUCAUCCAAUGCCAAACUAAUUGUAUGGUUUCAUUUGAAGUUGGAUUAUAAAAUUGUACUGUGAUAGAUAAAAUGGAGUGGUGCAUGUGAUUUGGAGGCUGUGCUAGUGCGGUACGUGGUAGAGAUGGAUGGACUUGGUUUUUGUUUCCUACUUGUUUUAAUUUAAGCUAUAACGCACACUUCGUGAUGUUUAUUUUAAUGUUUUAUUUCAACGACUUUCUGCCAUGGUGCAUAUUCUAUUAUUUAAAUUUUUGAAUUGCUCCGUCGGUCUAUAAUGAUGUAAGUUUCUUUUAAUGAUUUAUCUAGCUUUAAAUGUAAUUUGUUUAGCUUUAAGACUGUCUUGUUAGGAUACCGUGAGUGAACAAUUUUAUGAACCAACUUAAAAUGAAAAGCGAUCCUUUUGGUCUAGACUGAUUUAUUAAUGAUUUAAUUAAGUUUAUAAUACCAUUUAGCCAUUCUUGGGUCACACGUGGUCUACAGCCUACGCGGAGAGACGCGCCCGGCGAAUGUUAAGUCUGCCUAGACUUGUCGCACUAAAAAGGCGAAAAACUGAAAAAAGAAAUCGGGGUGUGUGUAACUACAACUUUCACGACCUUUUCUUGAUUUUCCACCUUUUCUGGUGAUACAAAUAUCUGACUAAGACAAUUCGCAGUAGUUCUAUAGACUGCAUUGUUCCGACAAGACUAGUUGUAUAGAUAAAGACGGCACCUGCCCGCGUAGGCUGUAGAUCACGUCUGUAAAAUAAGCUCCUUACGAUUAAUAUUAAGAGAACAUACUAUAUCUAGUUCAUACAUUUUCUACGUCGAAAAUGGACAGGUCUUGAACGCAAUUGAAAUAAUUUAAUUGUCACGAUUGCAUUAUGACGUUGAAAUAUAAUGGAAGUAGAAUUUUUAAA